CGGGACACCGGCCGGAAGUGCCUGUGUUGUGGAGGAAGGAAGUGCUUUCUGGGAGUACCUGGUGCUGACAGAAGGGUGGCCGGUAAACAUGAUUCAGGCGAUUCUGGUUUUCAACAACCAUGGGAAGCCACGGCUGGUCCGCUUCUACCAGCGUUUCCCAGAAGAAAUUCAGCAGCAGAUUGUUCGAGAGACUUUCCAUCUAGUUCUCAAGCGAGAUGACAACAUCUGUAACUUCUUGGAGGGUGGCAGUUUGAUUGGUGGCUCUGACUACAAACUGAUUUACCGACACUAUGCUACCCUCUACUUUGUGUUUUGUGUGGAUUCUUCAGAGAGUGAACUUGGGAUCUUGGACCUCAUCCAGGUUUUUGUGGAGACACUAGAUAAGUGUUUUGAAAAUGUGUGUGAAUUGGAUUUGAUCUUCCAUAUGGAUAAGGUGCACUACAUCCUCCAGGAGGUGGUGAUGGGUGGAAUGGUGCUGGAAACAAACAUGAAUGAAAUCGUGGCUCAGAUUGAAGCUCAGAACAGGCUGGAGAAAUCGGAGGGUGGCCUUUCAGCAGCCCCUGCACGGGCUGUGUCUGCUGUGAAGAACAUCAAUCUGCCUGAGAUUCCACGCAACAUCAACAUUGGCGACCUCAACAUCAAAGUCCCCAACCUGUCCCAGUUUGUGUGAAGGUGGAGAACCAGGCUGAACUGGAGUCCUUAGGACAACCAAAGCCAGUCACAUGCAGAACCAGAACCCAUUUGAGCCUUAGAAGAGUCACGCCUCAGGACCCUGAGCCUUUGUCUGAGAAGACUGCUCGACUGGAGUGGGAAGGAGUUCAAGAGCACGCUGCUGGGGCAUGCUCAGUCCUUCUUCAGGCAGUCCUGCUGCUUUGUGACACACAUGGCCACUGUACACUGCAGCGGGCCCUGCCUUCAUCAGAAGGGAGUCAGCGCACCUAAGCUGCUUGUUCCAUUACUUUCCCCAGCAUGGUCACCACUAGGGGUUGGGGACUGUGUGGAGCAGGCCACCUGAACCCAAGGCCCCACAACUGGGAGUAGACAUAUUUUCCCACCUUCCUUAGCACCAUAGGCUUGAUCUCCUGUAGCACUUGCUUAUGGCACACGGCCAUAGAGAGGCCAGCCCAUUGCUGGAGGCACAGGUGAUGAUGGGGCUUGUGCUAGCUCUGUUAGGGUCAUCACAGUAGAACCAAGCUUUUUGGUCACCAUUUGCUACAGAGCACAUUUCUCCCACUGGUAGAGUCCCAUUUUGUUAUUAGAGGUGUCUGUGAGCAGGACACUUUUAAAUCAUAUGCUGGGUGCUCACUACUACAUCUGCCACUGGAGAGGUCACCCCCACUCCAGAAGAGAGGCUCAUUUCUAUAGAAGAUAAGGUUGACCACAUGUGGACCAUCCCAGACUUAUGACUCUUCCCAAGGUGAAAAUAUACUCUCCUUCUGGACGCAGAA
This is a messenger RNA of Jaculus jaculus (lesser Egyptian jerboa), 1448 nucleotides long. RefSeq names its product AP-3 complex subunit sigma-2. Bases 89 to 670 code for a protein of 193 amino acids. The transcript is spliced from 6 exons. Gene Ontology annotation, biological process: Golgi to vacuole transport; intracellular protein transport. NCBI's taxonomy places the organism in Eukaryota, Metazoa, Chordata, Mammalia, Rodentia, Dipodidae. The record is from RefSeq and is a predicted model, not a curated record. Gene Ontology annotation, cellular component: AP-3 adaptor complex; membrane coat; intracellular membrane-bounded organelle.